GUUUUUUGAAGAUGUCAGAUAGUGAUUUAGAUGAUUAUAAAGAUGAGUUGUUCGAACUUAUAACAGUAAAACCAAGAAAAUCAAAAUCCAAGUCUAAAAAAGCCAAUUCUAAAAAAAAAAAAACUAAAAAUGAUAUCAAUCAAUUGGAGAUCGAAAAAGAUGAUGAUAAUAAAGAUUCUAAAAAGGAUUUGAAUCCCAAUUUUAUGUUUGCCUUAGAUGAUGGCAUUUUAUCUAAUAAAUUUGAAGGUUGGGAUUUCGAUUUGAAACAAAAUGACAAUAAUAGCACCGAAGAGGUCAAUCUUAGGAAAGAGGUUGAUCUUGAUAAAAUUAUCAGACAAAAAGGUGGUUUAAUGAGCAAUUUAAUUGCUUCUGAUGAUGAGGAAGAGCAAGAAAACGAUCAAAAACCUCAAGAAAAAAAUGAUUCCAAAAAAAAUGAAAAAGAUGAUAGUGAUAGCGAAAGUGGAGAUGAUGAAACUGAACAAAAUGAUAACCAAGAAAACAAAAACCAAGAGCAAGAACAAGAACAAGACAAAGACAAAGACAAAGGCAAGGGCAAGAGCAAAGAAAAAGUCAGAAUUGAAGCCAAAGUCGAAGAUGAAGAUGAAGAUGAAGAUGAAGAUAAAACCAACGAAAGUGAAGAAGAUCUUGAACAAGAAAUUAAAAUGGAAGAUAAAAACCAGGAAGAUGAUGAUGAAAAAGACUCAGCUGAACAAAUUGCUGGUUUUUUUGCUUCAAAAGAAGAAUCCAAAGAAGCGACAAAUACAGUUCAUAAAGCAUUUAACUCAUUACAACUUUCUCGUCCAGUACUAAAAGGUCUAGCUGCAUUAGGUUAUACAUUACCAACCCCAAUUCAAUCGGCCACUAUUCCAAUUGCAUUGAUGGGCAAAGAUAUUGUUGCAGGUGCUGUAACAGGUUCAGGUAAAACUGCUGCAUAUCUUAUACCUAUAAUUGAAAGAUUACUAUUUAAAAACUCAAGGAUACCUACAAUCAGGGUGAUUGUUUUAGCACCAACUAGAGAAUUAGCUAUUCAAGUAGCAGAUGUUGGAAACAAAUUGACAAGAUUUGUGAAUAAUUUAACAUUUGGUCUUGCAGUUGGUGGUUUAAAUUUAAGACAACAAGAGCAAGAAUUAAAAAAGAGACCAGAUAUAGUGAUUGCUACACCAGGUAGAAUAAUUGAUCAUAUCAGGAACUCCACGUCAUUUUAUGUUGAUAAUGUUGAAGUUUUAAUAGUGGAUGAAGCCGAUAGAAUGUUGGAAGAAGGAUUUCAAAAAGAGUUGACCGAAAUAUUAUCGUUAUUACCUAAAAAGAGACAAACCUUACUAUUUUCAGCUACAAUGAAUUCUAGAAUUAAAGAUUUGAUUCAAUUGUCAUUGGAUAAACCAGUACGUAUUAUGAUUGAUCCACCCAAACAUGCAUCGAAUAAGUUGAUUCAAGAAUUUGUUCGUAUAAGAAAAAGAAGUGAUUUUAAACCUGCAUUAUUAUUCAAUAUUUUGAAAUCAAUUGACUCAAAACAACAAAGUAGAAUAGUUGUGUUUGUUGCAAGAAAAGAAAUGGCACAUCGAUUAAGAAUCAUUUUAGGAUUAUUAGGAAUGAAAGUAUCAGAAUUGCAUGGGUCAUUAAGUCAGGAACAACGUCUUAAGAAUGUAACAGAUUUUAAGAAAUUAAUUGUUCCAGUUUUAAUUUGUACAGAUUUAGCGGCCAGAGGUAUUGAUAUUCCCAAAAUUGAGUUUGUUAUAAAUUUUGAUAUGCCAAAAAGUUAUGAGAUAUAUUUGCAUAGAGUUGGUAGAACAGCAAGAGCGGGUAGAGAAGGUAGAUCUAUUUCAUUUGUUGGGGAGACAACAAGUGAUAGAAGUAUUGUGAAGGAAGCUAUCAAGAGUAUCGAGGAAUCAUCAAAGGAUUUACAAGAUAAGAAUAAAAAAAACAAAAAUAAAAAACAAAAAAAUAAGAAAAAUGUCAGUGACAAAACAGGAAGUAAUCAAGCAUUGAGCAGAACCGUGGAUUGGCAAAAAGUAGAAAAGAUUCAUACAAUUAUAAGUAGUAAAGACAAACUCAUCAAAGAAAUCUUGGAAGAGGAAAAAGAAGAAAAGGAAAUAUUACAAGCUGAAAGGGAUAUAAAGAAAAGUGAAAAUUUGCUUAAAUACAAAGCUGAGAUCCAAUCAAGGCCCAAAAGAACGUGGAUUGACAAAUCCUCGAAAAAACACAAGAGAGCCAGGAAAAAUGAAUAGCUAGGUAGAUCUUUGACCAGUAGAAAGAAAAAUAGAAACUUUAGUAAAUAGCUAGAUGAAAUAACAUUUAUUUACAGUAGGAAUAUAGUACGCAUUUUGAAAAUGCAAGAAACAAAAAUAAAAGUGAACCAACAGAAUGUAGAAUGAAAAGCAGAACCAGA
This is a messenger RNA of Ascoidea rubescens DSM 1968, 2386 nucleotides long. It is a transcript of the gene DRS1, whose product is annotated as putative ATP-dependent RNA helicase. Lineage: Eukaryota; Fungi; Ascomycota; Saccharomycetes; Ascoideales; Ascoideaceae. The transcript has a single exon. The record is from RefSeq and is a predicted model, not a curated record. Gene Ontology annotation, molecular function: nucleic acid binding; RNA helicase activity; ATP binding. Bases 12 to 2225 code for a protein of 737 amino acids.